UUAUAUAAUAAAUAAAAAAAAAUAAAAAUUUCAGCUCCUCUUCAAACCAAAACAGACAGACCAAACUGAUGAGCUGGAAACUCUUACUACUCUUCCGACCGGAAUUCAAACCAGUCUCCACCGUCCGAUCCCGCCGUACGAUGCCCUCAAUCUAAAACCCUAACCCUAACCCUAACCCUAAUCCCUUUCCGAUGAGAAAACCCCACCGUUCGGAUCGCCAUUGUCUUCCCAUCCUCCUCCUCUUCCUCCUCUCUCUUCCUCUCCUUCUCCCCCUCAUCCUGCUUCCCCUGAUCUCCACCUCCUCCUCCUCCGAGCCCCUCCGGCAACCCCCGACGGUCCCCAGACUCGCUUACCUGAUCUACGGAUCCAGUGGCGACGGCGUUCGCCUCGCGAGGCUCCUUAGAGCCGUGUACCAUCCGUGGAACUACUACUUGUUGAGUCUGGACGCUGCCGCGGCGGUGGAUGAGCGGGUGGAUCUGGCGAAGUUUGUUGCUUCCGAUGCGGUGUUUGAGAAGUUUGGGAAUGUUUGGGUUGCUGGAGAUGCUGAUGAGGUGACGCGCAAGGGGCCGACUAUGAUCGCUUCUACUCUUCAUGCUGUUGCGAUUUUAUUGAGGGAAUGCAAGGAUUGGAGCUGGUUCAUCAAUCUCAGCGCUGGAGAUUAUCCUCUCAUGCCCCAAGAUGAUCUUCUUCAUAUUUUCUCAUAUUUGCCGAGGGAUCUGAACUUCAUUGAGCAUACAAGUGAUAUUGGCUUGAAAGAAUAUCAAAGAGCAAGGCCUAUCAUAGUAGAUCCGGGAUUGUAUGGUUCAAAUAGAAAAGAUGUAUUUUUGGCUAAAGAGAAAAGGUCCUUGCCUUCUUCCUUCAAAUUAUUUGCAGGUUCUUCCUUUGUGGUGCUAUCCCGGUCAUUUCUUGAAUUUUGCAUCUGGGGUUGGGACAAUCUCCCACGGACGUUGCUCAUGUACUACACAAACUUCAUAUCUUCAUCGGAAGGUUAUUUUCAUACAGUAAUCUGCAAUUCCAGGGACUUCCAGAAUACAACAGUUAACCAUGAUUUACGGUUUGUGAUGUGGGAUGAUCCUCCUCGCCCUGCUCCAAUUAACUUGACUUCCGCAAAUUUUGAUCAAAUGGUUGAAAGUGGUGCUCCUUUUGCCUACAAUUUCAUCAAGGAUGAGCAAGUCCUAGACAUAAUUGACCUUGAGCUAUUGAAAAGAUCAGGGAGCCGAUUUACUCCUGGUGGGUGGUGUGUCGGGAAUUCUGAUUCUGCCAUGGAUUUAUGUUCAGUUCAUGAGAAGCCGAAUGUUAUUAGACCAAGUACGAGCUCCAAAAGACUAGAGAGGUUGCUAUUAAAGCUCCUUGAUCCUAAAAACUUCAAGUCCGGCCAGUGUAAAUAGUUCACAGGUAGCAACAUCAAUAUUGUGGUGAAUGCUUAACUGGCCGCCAACAGCAAAGAUGCUUCCCGGCAGUUUAUAGAGCAAUGUUAAUUUCAUGGAUAGCCCUUUUUUUUUUCUUUGGUUCUUUUACUGUCAGAGGCAUUAGAAUCUGAAAGUCACAAACCUGCUGUUUUUUUAGGAGGGAUGUGAAAAUUGUAUAGAAACUGCAGCAAUCUCCAUUGUAGAUUGUUAAAGAGACAUUGUAACUUCGACAACUUCUGAGUUCAUCUUUGUAAUCGGGGUUGCAAUGAAAAUCGGAAAAUCCAUUUAUAUUGAAUUGAACAAAGUGAAUUACUCGCGAA
This is a messenger RNA of Dioscorea cayenensis subsp. rotundata (Guinea yam), 1729 nucleotides long. RefSeq names its product beta-glucuronosyltransferase GlcAT14C-like. The record is from RefSeq and is a predicted model, not a curated record. The transcript is spliced from 4 exons. Lineage: Eukaryota; Viridiplantae; Streptophyta; Magnoliopsida; Dioscoreales; Dioscoreaceae. Gene Ontology annotation, cellular component: membrane. Gene Ontology annotation, molecular function: glucuronosyltransferase activity. Bases 192 to 1388 code for a protein of 398 amino acids.